Molecule: messenger RNA, 2556 nt
Organism: Thalassophryne amazonica
Lineage: Eukaryota; Metazoa; Chordata; Actinopteri; Batrachoidiformes; Batrachoididae
Gene: rorca
Product: RAR-related orphan receptor C a
Exons: 10
Coding region: 293-1717 (474 amino acids)
Biological process (GO): regulation of transcription by RNA polymerase II
Cellular component (GO): nucleus
Molecular function (GO): RNA polymerase II cis-regulatory region sequence-specific DNA binding; nuclear receptor activity; zinc ion binding
Source: RefSeq, a predicted model, not a curated record
CGAUCAUGUGUAGUCCACGCGCGAGACACCCAGCGUGCGAGAGGAGUGCGAGCUGCUGCUUUGUGACGACCGCGCGACACUCACAGAAAGUACACAGCUUUUAAUAGUCGUAUUUUAUUUAUUUGCUUGGAAAAGGACGGCUAAAAAAAAACAACAAAAAAAAACAAUCCAUAUGAAGAUUUGUUUUGACAGUUUCCUGCUGCUCCGUUUCGGGGCGAACAAGUGCGCCGCGCUUUUAGUUCUUGUCCGGAGUUUUAUGACUGGAAGAGUUGGCUAGACUUCAACCACCGACAUGAGGGCUCAAAUAGAGGUCAUUCCUUGUAAAAUCUGUGGGGACAAAUCAUCAGGGAUCCACUAUGGUGUCAUCACCUGUGAAGGCUGCAAGGGUUUCUUUCGACGCAGCCAGCAGAACAAUGCUAUGUACUCGUGCUCACGACAGAGGAACUGCCUAAUUGAUCGGACCAACCGUAACCGCUGUCAACACUGCCGGCUACAGAAGUGCCUUGCUCUUGGCAUGAGCCGUGAUGCGGUGAAAUUUGGUCGUAUGUCCAAGAAACAACGUGACAGCCUGUAUGCAGAAGUGCAGAAGCAUCAGCAGUCCCAGGAGUGUUCUGGGGGUGGUACCCAUGAGGAGAAAAGUGACACGGGUCUCCAUGCCCGCACCUACAGCAGAGGCUCGAGUACUGCACUCAGUGAUCUGGAUGACAUCACCACGCUACCCGACGGCCUGCUUUUUGACCUGCCGUUGACCCCAGAGGAUGCAGGUGGAGACUACUGCAGUCUGGACAUCAAGGGAGGCAGUGCGGGCAGCAGCUCAUCCUCUCAGAGCUCACCAGAGCAGACCAGCCUAGACUUUGGCGAUGGAAACCAUACCAUCAAGCAUGAGUACCAGCUGUUGCAUGACUCUGGACUCUUCUCACAUGCCAUUCUCAACCCACUACCUGAGGCCUACUCCGUGCUUGAGUUAGAGCGUAUAACCCAGAGUGUGGUCAAAUCCCACAUCGAGACGAGCCAGUACAGCGCGGAGGAGCUGAAGAGACUGGCAUGGACACUGUAUAGUCCAGAAGAGACGCGAUCGUAUCAGACCAAGUCAGCUGAGGUGAUGUGGCAGAAAUGUGCCAUUCACAUCACCAGUGCAAUCCAGUAUGUGGUGGAGUUUGCCAAACGCAUCUCUGGCUUCAUGGACCUCUGUCAGAACGAUCAGAUUAUCCUCCUCAAAGCAGGCUGCAUGGAUGUUCUUCUGAUCCGUAUGUGUCGGGCCUUUAACCCCAUAAAUAAUACAUUGCUCUUUGAUGGAAAGUUUGCCAGUCCUCAGCUUUUCAAAGCUCUUGGCUGUGAUGACCUUGUGAAUGCUGUGUUUGACUUUGCUAAAAGCAUGAGCCGCGUGCAGCUGACUGAGGAGGAGAUGGCUCUCUUCACUGCUGCUGUGCUGCUCACACCAGACCGCCCCUGGCUGACAGAUGUCCAGAAGAUACAGAGGUUGCAGGAGAAGGUCUAUGUGGCUCUGCAGCGCUGCCUACAAAAAUGCGGGGCACCAGAAGAAAAACUGGCAAAAAUGGUGUCCAAACUACCUGUAAUAAAGUCGAUUUGUAACCUUCACAUCGACAAACUGGAGUUUUUCCGUCUGGUUCAUCCCGAGACGGCGUAUACCUUCCCUCCUUUGUAUCGGGAGGUUUUUGGCAAUGAGAUCGCCUUCCCAGACUCCACGUAUGGCUAACAGUGUUUAACAAAAUAGAAUGAGAGUGAGAUUCAAAGUGGGACAUUGAGGUGCAGGGAGAGAACGAUAAAUGUAGCAACCAGCUGAGGCAAAACCAACAGCUCAAUGACAAUCCUGCACGCUACACUUUAGGACACACUCCUCCCACCUCCUAACUCCCACUCUUGUGGAGUAGGUUUCACCUCCCUGCAAGCCUGUCCAUUCUGCUACAACCCAACACUACAGGAACUCCUGCUGGGUACUCGGUGCAUGUUACCUACGUUUUCGGGAAUUAGAAGAUAUUGUUAAAUUGUAGCAUAUAUAAUUUUCAGUCUCAAAUAUUUUUAUGAGGUGACUUUAAACCAUGUUGAAUUUCUUAAGUGUUCUGCAGUUUCUGUAAGCUAUGGUUGAAUGUACCCCCUUUUCCCCCUUAUCCGUUCAGCAUAGGCCUAGGCUGGAUGUAGAAUGUACAUAUUUAAAAUCCAAACCCACUUUGUGGAGAUUUGCAGAAAAGAUGCCCGAUUCAGUUGUCAAUCUCAUAACACUAUGUUGUUCCAUUCAAUAUUUUUGGUAGCGCCCAUAAUGUACAGUUUUGGAUCAUACGAGAAAAAAACUGUUUAAAGGGACCAUGAUCAAACUCAGACUUGUUAAAACUGUAUGAAUCAUGUGUGCCGCCAUGCACCUACAAUCCUUUGCACGCAGCACAAACGAAAUAGCACUUAUGCUGAUUUUUAUAACAUGUAGGUACCAGCACAACCUCAGACACUGAUUAUGAGCUCUUUUAUUUUAUUUUUAUAUAAUUAAUGACCUCAGUCCAGAUGCCCUUUCCCUUUGAAAAUGCCACUUAUUGUAUGAGUGAA